Messenger RNA from Nannospalax galili (Upper Galilee mountains blind mole rat), 1116 nucleotides. RefSeq names its product sulfotransferase 1A1-like. The record is from RefSeq and is a predicted model, not a curated record. Gene Ontology annotation, molecular function: sulfotransferase activity. The transcript has 7 exons. Gene Ontology annotation, cellular component: cytoplasm. The coding region runs from base 107 to 1000 and encodes 297 amino acids. Gene Ontology annotation, biological process: sulfation. NCBI's taxonomy places the organism in Eukaryota, Metazoa, Chordata, Mammalia, Rodentia, Spalacidae.
AGUGCUAUGAACUCCAGCAAAGUACUCAACCUUCCUGGUCCUUAUCUCAAGGCAACUAGCGGUGGUGUAGUAGUAAUAAGGGAAGUGAAUUGGCUGUUGUAGCAACAUGGAGCUGGUGCAGGACACCUCCCGCCCUCCACUGAAGUAUCUUAAGGGCAUUCCGAUGGUCAAGUACUUUGCAGAGGCAACAGAGACACUGCAAAACUUUCAGGCCUUUCCUGAUGACCUGCUUGUGAGCACCUACCCAAAGUCUGGCACCACCUGGGUCAGUGAGAUACUGGAUGUGAUCUAUCAGGGUGGUGACCUAGAGAAAUGUCGGCGGGCCCCCAUCUACAUCCGGGUGCCCUUCCUUGAGUUCAAAAGCCCAGGUGUCCCCUCAGGUAUGUCUUCAAGCUCUGGAAAAUACACUGCCACCCCCCCACUCCUCAAGACACACUUGCCUGUGUCCCUGGUCCCUCAGAGCCUUUUGCAUCAGAAAGUCAAGGUGAUCUAUGUUGCCUGCAAUCCUAAGGAUGUGGCUGUCUCCUAUUAUAAUUUCCACAACAUGGCCAAGGUCCAUCCUGAUCCUGGCACCUGGGACAGCUUCCUGGAAAAGUUCAUGGAUGGGAAAGUGUCCUAUGGGUCCUGGUACCAGCACGUCAAGGAGUGGUGGGAGCUGAGCCGCAGUCACCCUGUUCUUUACCUCUUCUAUGAGGACAUGAAGGAGAACCUCAAAAGGGAGAUUAGGAAGAUUCUUGGGUUUUUGGGGUGCUCCCUGCCAGAGGAGAUUGUAGAUCUCAUCGAACAGCACACAUCUUUCAAGAAGAUGAAGGAGAACCCUAUGACUAACUACACCACCUUACCCUCUCACCACAUGGACCACAGUGCCUCCCCCUUUAUGAGGAAAGGCAUCAUUGGGGACUGGAAAAACACCUUCACUGUGGCCCAGAAUGAGCGUUUUGAUGCACAUUAUGCCAAGAAGAUGGCAGGCUAUGACCUCAACUUCCGCUGGCAGGUCUGAAUAAUGACAUCAGUUAUCACCCUGAGAACUGUUGACAUAACUAGACUAUGACCUUGAGAAUAAAAAGCUACCACCUCUACUGGAAGUCAAGAGAAACCUAAGCCAUAAGAAUGAAA